Dictyostelium discoideum AX4 is the source of this 1692-nucleotide messenger RNA. RefSeq names its product arsenite transport subunit B (gene arsB). Lineage: Eukaryota; Evosea; Eumycetozoa; Dictyosteliales; Dictyosteliaceae. The record is from RefSeq and is a predicted model, not a curated record. Gene Ontology annotation, biological process: transmembrane transport; arsenite transport; detoxification of arsenic-containing substance. The coding region runs from base 1 to 1692 and encodes 563 amino acids. Gene Ontology annotation, cellular component: plasma membrane; membrane. The transcript has a single exon. Gene Ontology annotation, molecular function: arsenite transmembrane transporter activity.
AUGAUUGAUAUUAAUAGUAGUAGCAGCAGCAGUAGUAGUAAUAAUAAUAAUAGUAAUAAUAAUAAUAAUAAUAAUAAUAAUAAUAAUAGUAAUGUAUUCGAAAUUAAUUCAAGUAUUAAACCAUACUUUACAUGUAUUGUAUUUGUUAUAUCAUUAAUAUUUAUAUGCUCUUCAAAGAAUAUUGUAACCAAACAUUUACCAAUUGGUAGAGCUGGAUCAUCAAUAAUUGGAGCGACAUUAAUGGUAUAUUUUGGAAUUAUUCAACCAAAAGAGAUUGGAUCAGUGAUCAAUUGGGAUACAAUAAUUUUAUUAAUGUCAAUGAUGAUGUUAAGUAAUUAUAUGGAGCAAGCCAAUAUCUGGGGUAUGGCUUCAAAAAUCCUAUUAUGGAAAUGUAAAUCAACAUCAAUUUUCAUGGUUAGAGUUUGUUUAAUUUCAUCAAUUAUGAGUUCAAUUCUAACUAAUGAUACUGUUUGUGUCACAUUAACACCAAUAGUAAUUAGUGCAUGUAAAUCAACCAAUUUAACAUUUUUCCCAUUUUUAAUGGCAAUUGCAACCAGUGCAAAUAUUGGUAGUUCAGCAUUACCAGUUGGAAAUCCUCAAAAUAUGAUCAUUGCAACAGCUGGUGGUUUAAACUUUUUCAAUUUUUUCAAAGUUUCAAUUGUAUCAAGUAUACUUGGUGUUUGUUUAAAUACAAUAUUACUUUUACUUUAUUUUAAAAAAGAUUUAAAAAAUUUAAAUUCAAAUUUUAAUCAAUUAAUUGAAACUGUAAAUCCAAAAGUAGAAGAGAUUGAUAAUAAUCAUCAUGAUGAUGAUGGUGCAAAUAAUCAAUCAAAAAAUGAAAAAGAAAUGGAAAAUAUUAAUAAAGAAGUAGAAGAAGAACAACACAAUAAUGAUGAUGAUGAUGAUGAUGGUUUUAAUGAAAAUAAAAAUAAUAAUAAUAAUGGUGGACAUGCAAUAUUAUUAGUUGCAUCAUCAAUGGAUUCAAUUGAUUUAAGUGAUUGUUCAAUAAUUAAUAAAGAUAAAAAGAAAAAAGAGAAUUUUAUUGAAAUUUAUUUUAAUUCAAAAGAGAAAUCAAUUGAAACUAUAGUUAAUAUUAUAAAGUUAAUAUUUAAAUUUAGAGUUGCAAUAAUAUUAACACUAGUUUUAAUUGGAUUUUUCAUUGGUAUGCAUAUGGGUUUCACGGUAUUAUUUGGUGUUUCAAUAUUAAUGAUUUGUGAAAGAAAAGAUAUCACUGAUAUUAUCAAUAGUGUUGAUUGGGAAUUACUUUUAUUUUUUAGUGGUUUGUUUGUACUGGUUGAAGGUUUCGAUAGACAAUUUGAAAAAGAAGCUUGGACCAUUUUAGAACCAUUCGUACCAAUCGAUUCAACUCAUUUGAAUGUUUUAAAGAUUUUCAUAUUUUCUAUAUUAAUAUUAGUACUUUGUAAUAUAUUAGGAAAUGUACCUUUGGUUUUAUCACUAUCACCAAGACUAUUAGAAGCUUUAGCUCCUGAUUUCACUUGGAUUCUAUUGGCUUUUGUUUCUACUGUCGCUGGUAAUCUAACUUUAGUUGGUAGUGUUGCAAAUUUAAUUGUAGCUGAAAAAUCAAAAUCUUAUCAUGAAAUUGGUUUUUUAGAAUAUUUAAAAUUUGGUGUACCUUCAACUAUAUUAGUCAUUUUAAUUGGUGUACCGAUUGUAGUUUUAAUUGGUAAAUAA